UUCUGUCAGUUCAAUAUUCGACGACUGACUGACCACACAUAAAUAUAAAUAAUUUUGGGGCGAAUUAUGAAUUGCCAAAAUGGCAAUUUAAGUACUGCCAACCUAAAAUCGGGUAAUGAGUCAAGAAAAAGCGAUGACUUGGUCAACGACAUUGUGGACGAUAUCUUGCAGUUGCGUCGUGGUCACUAUGAGGAAUCCGGUUCGGAAGUUGACUCGCAACCCCUUUCUCACUCCUCAAAGUGCUUUGUAGACAGACGAUUGCAGUACUGGAAAAAUAUGUUGCGCCAACGUCGCAUACUGCAAAAAAGACUGACACAGGACAUAGGCAAACAACCCCAAAAGAUUCUCUUCAAUAUGGAUUAUCGAAAACAUCAAACUAUAAGACGAACUCUGUCUCCUGACUGUGCGGAGUGCUUAGAAAUUGUGGGAGUACCUAGACGAACCACCCAAGAGUUACUGGGUGAAGAGGGAACUAGGAGUUCAGAAGUAAGCUCUGAUCAUUAUCCAAAGUCUUCUCCAGUUAUUAAAAAGCUGGAGGUAAUCGGAAGAAAUUGCUGGAGCAAAAUGCUACUUGGAAGUGAUUCUUUGCACACUAUAUCCAGUGUAACGUCAAAUACAAUGCGCUUACAUUCAACUCCGUACUCUACGCAAAAUAGGGGCACAAUGACAGCAACGUUAUCAGCCAUUAUCAAUGGCAUACAUUUUAGUCUAAACGAUCCAGGUUAUUCGCCGAUACUUGAAAAGAUGUUUGUCUGCACUCCCUUUGAAAACUUUUUGCGCACUAUAAUAAUUAUUGAGAAUAAUGGUCAGCGACCUAUUAAUUUCUACUGGAAAUCCUCGCAGUUCUUUGCCUACAAUGACACACUUAUGACUGGUACGGGAGAUGAGUUUGUAUUUGAUACGGAACCAUUUCAGCUACGAUCGGGAGAAAUUCGCAAGGUUAAUGUGUUGUUUCGACCGAUUAAAGUGGGCAUAGUUAAGCAACGCUGGAUGCUCACAGCCAAGCCCAAAAUAUUCCAAGCUCAUCCCUACGCUCUUACUUUGGAUAUGCAUGGCAGAUGCAAGCCACCAUUGGAGUAUAUGGAACGGAUAGAUAGCAUGAUGAAGGUUCCUAUUCGAAAGUGUAGGCGCUUCUCUGAAAUGCACAGGCUCACUCGAUCUCUUCCACCAGAUGAGGACACUGGAUUAUGUCCCUUUACUCGGGAGAUCGAGGAGAGGGAGGCGUUCAAUCGACGCAAUGUUGGCUUCCACUGUGAUCGUGUUACUGACUUGUGUGUUAUCAAAGACUUCUUUGAACAAGUCAAGCCCAAAACAUAUGACAUUCCGUGGGACUUUAGCGUUAGCAUGCUGAUUCAUUUGGUGUGUUGCAAUGAGCAGCAAUCACAGCGUAUUGCGCUCUUCGCUGAGCUAAAGACUCUCUUAGACAAUUUGCGUGGCAGAUCAUUGCCUCUUAGCUUAAGCGAUGAACCAACAAAAUUAGCAGAGCGUCGACGUACACGAUUUAUUUAUGUGCGUGGCGUUAUUGCCAACAACAUUGAGCUGUGGGAGGAAAAGAUCUGGGCACUAGGCGCCCAGAUGCUGAAGACCGGCCAGUUACAGGGUCUGAUAUAUUCAAAGCGACUUCGAGACUCAAUAUAUAUUUACACCUACGAACAGCUGUGCAAUGUUGUCGAGGAUAUUGUAUCUGUUAUUGAAAGCACUGAGCAUGUAUAA
Molecule: messenger RNA, 1713 nt
Organism: Drosophila sulfurigaster albostrigata
Lineage: Eukaryota; Metazoa; Arthropoda; Insecta; Diptera; Drosophilidae
Exons: 1
Coding region: 67-1713 (548 amino acids)
Source: RefSeq, a predicted model, not a curated record